UAUCAGAAAUAAAAAAUUUAUGGAAACUCUAAAUGCAACUUAUGUAAACCUUUGCCGACUAAAUAACAAAAAGAACACUUGCUUUCUGGCAAAAUGGCAGAAGUGCCACAUUCAUUACUCUCAGUGUCCUAAUUGGGGCGUCUGUACAUUUGUCAAACGGCUGUCAGGUCCAACAGGACAGAUAACGCGGUAGUGCUGUCAGAGUUCCAGGUGUGGAGAAAAAGAAACAGGAAGUCCAUCGUUCGGGAUCAAAGGAGAGACUAAACAUGUCCAGUGAUGUAAGAUAUUGCGAGAAGUUCUCCUACGUCUUUCUGAAAAUCAGCCUAAUUGUAUAUGCCACUAUAUUCUGGCUGGUUGGGGGGUUCAUCCUGGCCAUUGGAAUCUACGCAGAGGUGGAGCGGCAGCGCUACAAAACCCUGGACGGGGUGUUCCUGGCCCCCUCCAUAAUCCUGAUCGUCCUCGGGGUGAUGAUGUUCAUCGUCUCUUUCAUCGGUGUGCUGGCGUCACUUAGGGAUAACCUGAUGCUACUCAAAGUGUUUCUAUACACCUUGACAUUCUGCCUCGUUCUGGAGCUUUUUGGUGGCAUAAUGGCUUUGCUGUUUAGGAAUCAGACUGUGGACCUCUUAAACAAAAACAUUCGCAAAGGAAUCGUGAAUUACUAUGAUGAUCUGGAUUUCAAAAACAUCAUGGAUUUUGUUCAAAGAAAGUUCAAGUGUUGUGGAGGGAAGGAGUACUCUGACUGGGGAGUCAACAUGUACCAUAACUGCACGGCUCCUGGCCCCCUAGCGUGUGGCGUCCCUUACACCUGCUGCAUUGAAAAAAAGCCAUUUGAAGUUGCCAACACACUAUGUGGAUAUCAGGUCCUUGAUAAAGAAAGGCUGUCCUUGCAGGACACCAUCCACAUUAGAGGCUGUACUGAUGCUGUAUUCAUCUGGUUGAUGGACAACUAUAAGACAAUGGCUGGCUUGUUGUUUGGCAUCUUAUUCCCCCAGUUCUUUGGUGUGAUCAUUAGCUGGCUGUACAUCACACGGGUGGAGGAUGCCAUCGCUGAAUAUGGUCAUUAUCAGGACGGACUGCUAGAGACAGUAGACAGUGGCUUCAGGACAGUCAGGAAGCAGGGCCGAAUGGCUAAAUGUUGCAGGUGCAUGCCUGAGAUUGACUGAGCAGGCUUCUAGUUAUCUAGCCGGCCUGGAACACUGCUGUACCAGUAUGAGCUUGCAAAGAUGGCAACUCACUGCCGGUCUCAGCCUUCCGACAAACUGGUGUUUCCGUGCCUUAUCCGUGUCUUUUAGUGUGUUUACGGGGGGCAUUCAUUUCAGGGUUUUCUUUUUUUUUUUGGGUGGGGGAGUGUUUAUGAAGGUUUUUUUUUUAUGGAAUUGUAUACACGGGCCUGUGCUGUGUGAAGAAUUAACUGCUGUUUUCAUUAAGUGCUUUGGUCCCCCAGCAUUGAAGAAAUGUCAUUUUAUCUAAAUACAAAUAAUUAAUAGAAGUUGAAGCUUAGUAGUUUCGUCAAACAGUCAUUGUGCCUCAGAUUCCUUCAUCAAUGUCAGUACUAAGAUUACUAAGUACUAAGGGAUAUAUUUUCAUGACCUCCAAUGUUGAGGCCAAAGGUUUAUUUAAAAGGUUAAAUAAAAUUCUAAAAAUAUAUAAGGAUACAUGAUAAUCUAAGCCGCAUUUGACUUGUAUAGUGUAGACAUUAGUUUUGCAAUGUGAAGUAAAUCUGUUUGCCCAUUUGAUUCAAUUUUCAAAUACUAAGGGAUAUAUUUUCUAUCGGAAAUUCUAUGGAGUGUGCCUUGCCUCAAUCCAAUUUAACGAGCAGUAAGCUUAGAAUAAUUUCAGUUAAGAAUUCUAUGUUUUUAAUUAGACAGAGCAAACAUAUCUGCUCAUGUUUUAGCUUGAUUUUAUUACUGUGUAUUUGGAAGCAACAUGAAGUGACAAUCAAUUACGUUUAUUUCCAAUCAAUUACGUUUAUUUUUAACAGCUAAUAUUCUGAGCUUUAGCAGCCUGUUUCCAUGGCAAAUGACUAAAAGUGGUGGUGACUUCAAAUUUGAAUUUAGAAGCACAAUAUAACUUGCACGAUUUUUGCUGAAAAUACAUAUCCAAGUUAUUGGUUUAUUCAUGACCUACUUGUAAUUUGCUGUCAGUAAUGAUGAUGAUGAUGAUGAUAAUAAUAUAAUACAUCUUAUUUAGAAAAACAUUUCUGUGCAGUUGAUGGAGGUUAUAACGUUUAUUUUUGUUAUUUUUAUUUUUUAUACUUUAAUGUUGUUCAUUUAUAGAAAUGUUAGUGUUAGCUCACUGUAAUUCUUUUGAACAUUCUAGUGAUCUGGUGAAUAAAUAAAUUAUGUUUACAGUU
Molecule: messenger RNA, 2353 nt
Organism: Esox lucius (northern pike)
Lineage: Eukaryota; Metazoa; Chordata; Actinopteri; Esociformes; Esocidae
Gene: tspan15
Product: tetraspanin 15
Exons: 8
Coding region: 267-1163 (298 amino acids)
Cellular component (GO): membrane
Source: RefSeq, a predicted model, not a curated record